Molecule: messenger RNA, 2388 nt
Organism: Botrytis byssoidea
Lineage: Eukaryota; Fungi; Ascomycota; Leotiomycetes; Helotiales; Sclerotiniaceae
Exons: 6
Coding region: 205-1923 (572 amino acids)
Source: RefSeq, a predicted model, not a curated record
AGAUCGUUAUUGAUCUGCUUGUCCACAACAAAUAUCUUUCAUUUACAACCUUUCCCCAGGAGCCGACUACUUUUUAAAUCAUCACAAAAUAGUUUGAUUGACUCGUGACGUCGAAGACGAGGAUUUUUCCACAGGAGCAAUCAAAGAUCUCGCCGCCAAGAAACUCGAGCAUUCCAAAUUCAACGACUUUGUACAAUAUUCGCUAUGAUGAAUUGGGCAAUAAUUGCUCGCGAGGAUCGUCUCUAUAAGGGUAAAACCUUGUAUAAAUGGGAUGUAUCACCUGGCUUAGAACAUCAUUGCGGAACAUGUGCGACACCACUUCAUAAUGCUCGUUCAAAGUCAUCUUGCCUUGGUAAGCAUGUUGAACCUUGCUUCCGAUUUCAUCAGCAGCUGCAUUUCCUUGGAAAAUCUCAUGAAUGUCUUGGAUGCAACACGUCUGAUGAGAUGCACUAUACUCGACACAAAGAGAUCCUGGCCAUCAUUCGAGAGAUUACCACAUUUGAUCAAACUGAUUUGUCUUUUGGAUCUCAGAUGAUGAAGAGAAAAGACGGAGCUGACAAGAAACGGACAGAAUCUGAGACUACAUCCGAGGCAACCGACGCGAUCUCUGAAAUGAGCCUCGAAGAAGAGAUUUUAACAAGGAGAGAAAGGAAACGAGCAAAGAAGUUGGGGGCAAAGACUAGAAGGAACGUUGUUGUUUGUAGUCAAGAUGAGAUCAAUGGCAUUAGCGAGGCAUUGCAUGGCCAAAUCCACGAAAGUAAAGGUGCUUGGGAAGGUACCUAUGCUUAUGACAACCGUCGUGCUGAUACAUCAUCUGCAACUGCUGGUCCAGUCGGAGAGGAGGAUGAAAAAUAUGAUGCAUAUGCGGUUCAGCCACCCACUCCAGUUUCCAAUAAACAAUACAAGACCCCCAACUUUCCGACUCCAAAGCAACAAAGGGCAGCUAAAAGACUCAAUACAGUCACACCAUUAAGGCAAUCCAAACUCCGUGGUCACCAGCAAAGGUUCACGCCCGAAACGGCCUACAAAAACGAUCCAUAUGGUGGUAUUGAUCCCGAAAUUUUCGGUCGUCUUGGCAUUGAUGUCAAACCGUCUUCCAAUCCGAAGCCCCGAAAAGAAUUGAUAGAAAAGCUCAUCGCUGCCAUCCAGAACGAUCUACAUGUUAUCCGGAAGGAAGAAGAAGAGGCUGUUAUCAGAGAAGAAGGCUUCUGGAGAUGGGCCGGACGAAACGCGUUUCGGAAUAUCCUUGAAUACCGCAAAAUGUUUGACUGGGCAACUGGUCAGAAGAUAACCCCGGGUCAGAAAAUGAUUGCGAUGAGAUCUGAAGCAGAGCUCUUUGGCACCGAAGCAGACAAUUCUCAGAUCGAUGAUGAAACAGAGGGAGACAAUAGGCAAGAUGGCUCAGAGAACGAAGGCGAAGUUGCUGCAGAUGAAGACAUACCUGCAGGAUUGAUGGGUGAGAGGCAGGACAUAAAAGAAAUGGCACAUGGAAGCGAGGAUAAAUUUGUCGACGAAGAAAAGCAGAAAGUCAAGAAGAAUAAGGUCUUGAGAAUCUCCACCGCACACGAGUCGCACAUUCGACCGAAAUCAAAACAAUAUAAGAGUAUUUCGAAUAGACCUCUUGGUAAAAAUAAAAAUGUCUACAAGCGUUUUGAAACCGAAGGAUUUGCUGAUGCUUCCAUGGAAGAAGAUGGCAAAAUGGAACAAGAGGGCAUUGAUGAUCUUGUUGAAUACAGUGUCAAAUAUGGCAGCAAUACCCUCAAGUCUACUUCUACAUGGGCGAGUGUUGUUGGCUAUAGCACAAUCGGCACUACAAGUCCUGCUAAGAAAGGAAAGAAAGUUAUUACAGAUCGAACGAUCGUCCCUCCUCCUCUUGAAGAGGACGAGUGGAUCACAGUUACGAAAAAGGGAAGGAAGAAUUGAUGUAUGGAUAAGAUGCAGGUUGGCAAAAUAUGCAAUGGAGGAUUUGUUAUAACUGGUGCUAUUUUGUUGAUGUACAUUCACGAUAUGGCUUGCUUAUUUUGCAAUGUUUGCCUUUUGCUUUUCACGUUGCUUUUUGAUGGCUUUCAUACUUUGCUAUUUUCAGAGAGAUGGUGAAGUGGUGGUGAACUUAGGGAGAGCCUAUGAGGCUACAAGCUCGCGAGAUUACGAGGGCUUGACUAGGCGUGCACAAGUUUCUUUGGUCAAUUUAGUUCAUUUCGUUACUUUCAAUAUGUAGUGCCAGGUUGAAACAUGAUUUCCGCCAAAAAGCAAUGUAUACACUGCAAUGAAAAGGACAUAUCGAAAACCAUUUAUGUUUGUGAUGAAGACUCUAUGUAUCUAUGGGAACUUGGUAUUUCAAUGGUCAGGUAGAUGGAGAAGCAUUGCAAUGAAGUGAUGAGGAAGGGA